AUGUGCAUUCACAAUGCUAUAAGCACGAGGCCUCACUCAAUGAAUGAAGGAGAAGGUGCUGUCUCAAGGAGAGGAGAAAACGUGACUAUGGCCUCAUCUCUGAUCAAAGAUUGGUGGAAUUCCUAUCAAAUGAAGGGACAGCUCUCCAAGAAGUCCAACACCCAGGAGGAUAAAGAAGAAUUUGGGAGAAAGACAUUAUCCAUGGACCUAAAUCAAGCACUGAGGACUAGACAGCUCGUUAUCAACUUAGAUGGAAACCAGCCUAUUUUGAGCCUCAGAGCACCGCUAGAUUUGGUGAAUUUUCCAUCUAUCUCCUGUCUCCGCUGGCCCACGGAGUGUGAAGUCAUUGGUGAUACAAUUCACCACAUAGAGUGGGAUCCCCCACAGCCAGAACCAUUUUAUCAGCAGACAGGCAGAGAGCGAAUGCCUCUGCCAACUGGAGAUGAAAGAGGGAAAGUUGUAUACAGCAUGGAUCAAUCAGCUGUGCCUCAGUAUUUCACCUGCUCACGUGUUGGUGGAAGCCCAAGUCCCAUCAAGAAUGCAACUUGUUUUGACAUCAAGUUGACAGAUCUUGUUCUUGAGUUUGAAUCUCGCUUUGAAAGUGGAAAUCUUCACAAGGCUGUCCAAGUGGGCCCAUUUGACUAUGAGUUGACCAUCCGCUGUGACAUGUACACCAAAAAACACACACAGUGGUUUUACUUCAGAGUCAAAAACAUGAAGGCCGGGGUGACAUAUCGCUUUACCAUCGUGAACAUGAUGAAGAGCAGCAGCCUCUACAGUUAUGGCAUGAAACCACUUCUGUAUUCAGAAAGGUCUGCCAAAGAAAGUGGAGUUGGAUGGCAACGCACUGGAUUCAACAUUAGAUAUUAUCGAAACCUCAAUCAGAAUAUGAAGGAGAAUGAAACCAAAUCCCUUUACUGCCUCACAUGGAGUCUUCAGUUCCCUUAUGAAUCAGACACCUGUUUUAUGUCCCACUGUUACCCCUACACGUAUUCUCAUCUGCAACACUACCUACAGCGCAUUUCAACCAAUCCAAACGUUGCAUCCUACUGUAAACUCAGGAUUCUCUGCCAUAGCCUCGCUGGUAAUGCUGUGUAUAUGAUGACCAUAACAUCUAAUGACAAUAAGUGUGAAGAGAGAGCAAAAAGAGCAGUGGUGGUGACAGCGAGAGUGCAUCCAGGGGAAACAAAUGGCUCCUGGAUGAUGGAGGGAUUCCUGGAUUUCCUGCUUGGUAACUCGGAAGAUGCUCAAUUGCUCAGAGAUAUGUUUGUGUUCAAGAUUGUGCCAAUGCUCAACCCAGAUGGUGUGAUCGUGGGAAACUACCGCUGCUCUCUGGCUGGCAGAGAUUUGAAUCGAAACUACAAGACAUGCCUUAAAGAUGCUUUCCCUUGUGUAUGGCACACUCGAAAAAUGGUGGAGAAGCUGCUGACAGAGACUGAUGUAGUGCUUUACUGCGACUUUCACGGCCACAACCGUAAAAACAAUGCCUUUAUGUAUGGGUGCAAUAGCCAAGGUGAUGCUUCAACGAACCUUUAUGAACGAGUUUUUCCUCUGAUGAUGAGUAAAAAUGCCAACAAUACGUUUUCCUUUAAAAGCUGCAAGUUCCGGGUUCAGAAAAGCAAAGAAGGAACUGGACGCAUUACCAUGUGGAGACUUGGUAUCCGAAACAGCUACACCAUGGAGGCCACGUUUGGGGGCUCUACGCUGGGCGACAGAAGAGGGACUCAUUUCAGCACUCGAGACCUCAAGUCGCUCGGUUUCGGCUUCUGUGACACUUUACUCGACUAUUGUGAUCCUGAUCCCUCUAAGACCAAUUAUUGCUUGACAGAGCUGAUGGCACUGAUGAGCGAGCAGGUGAAAGAAAGACUGGGGAGAGAUUUUACUGAUUCAAACGUUAAAGUUUCUGACCUCGAAACCAGCACCAGUGGUUCCAAUAGCACUGAUUCUGAUGGACCACCAAUGCAUUUACUUAAUCGACCAACCACUCCCCAAAAGAAGAAAAGAAAGUGCCUCAAGAGUCGUAGGGAGAGGAACAGAUUGCAUACAGAACCAAAGGUCCAAGAUGGUGACAGCAAAGAUAUGGACUCAGAUCUGCCACAUGAAAAUACCACAAAAGCAAGAUGUGUAAUUCAGGAAAAUAAGAACCAGGUGACAAAACUGUCAAAAAAACUUGAUAUCCCUCCUGUUAACACCCACCCAGGCAAACCAAGUCAGGUGACUCUGUGGCAAGGCCUAAAACCUGUUGUGAACAACUGUGAUAUGAGAUUAUCUCAUUAUAACAAUAGAAAUUAUCAUCUCAACUCAAACCCAACAGUCCAACUGCAUAGGGAUAUUGCGCAAUGGCGGAGCCCUUCACAAUUUUUGCAUUUAAGUGCCAUUCUUCCACCACAAACUGAUUGCAGACAUUUCACUCAGCGACUUUGCACAGUACCUCGGCAGCGUGCAAUCACCUAUGUCUCCAGAGGGUUUUCUUCCAUACCUGUGCCAGACAAGUCUCCAGGAGAGUUCUUCUUCAAAAUGGUCCCCAAUAUUUGUGAUAGACAAUUGGCAACAUGUUUAUCCACAGAAAAGUGCAAUAAUGACCACAUCUAUAAAGAUACUUCUUUACUUGAGAGAUCAUCCAUCGGCCAAACGACUUUAAAGCCACAACAUGACAAGUUUGAAGGUGUGUCUGUUCUGAAGUGUACACCAUGCAACGAUCAGCAAGGUCCCAACGUUUAUACCGAGACUUUUUUUCAGCCGUUGCAGAAGAGCUCAGACAAAAGGCAAGGCAAAGGAACUUCAAAGAACAGAGGGCAGCUACUCAAAGGACUUCCGAUGAACUCCAUACCAGAACCAGCCCUUGCACAAAGCUUUGGUGGUCUUCAGGGGAUACAAAAAGUAAAAAUUGAUUGCAUUUCUGGAAGAAACCACUCAAAAUAA
This is a messenger RNA of Knipowitschia caucasica, 2922 nucleotides long. NCBI's taxonomy places the organism in Eukaryota, Metazoa, Chordata, Actinopteri, Gobiiformes, Gobiidae. The record is from the annotation of a GenBank genome assembly.